AUGCUCAUUUGGAUCUGUAUUACCCUGCUCCUCCUUCUCCCAAUGCUUCCUUACCCCAUCUACUGGCGUGUGAUAAACAACGACUGUGAUCCGCUUGACAGCAACGCCUUCUAUGUCACAACCCUAAACGAUCUCAUCAUCUGGGGCAUCAUACCCCUGAUGGGUAUGACAAUUUCAACCAUUGUCAUCUGCUGGAAUAUGACCCAGGCGGCGAAAAAUCUCUCGGGGCAAUAUGGUCUAAAAACAGUAGAAAAGCCAUGGGCUAACUCCGAAAGCACUGUUGGCAGGCCCAGGCGGCUGACACGCACAUCGAUAACAAGCACAUCAAGUGGAGCUUUUUACUCGACGAAACUCCGACGGAAUACCCUUAACAGUCCUUUCUUCAUACAGAAACCACAGGACCCACUGCAGAGACGUGUUCCUGCCCCAAGGACCUCAAUACCUUCAGUCGCUUAUAAUAGCUUUACGGGUAACCUACGGCGGGUUAGCCCUGGUACAGUUCAAGACUCCAUUUGGAGCAGCACUGUCGAGUUAAACAAAUCGGGCAGUACACGACCAGUCGAUGCUCACAGCGUUCGGCACAAUGCCAAGGAUAAUACAGGCCAGGUCACUCGCUUGCUGGUGUGCAUGAACAUAUGUUACCUGGCCAGCACGUUUCCUCUACUCACAUUUCUCAUGUUUCGCAACUUUAGCAGCGUCCACGUGCCACCUGAUAUCCACCGAUUUGCGUACUACCUCUGUCGCAGUUUCUGCUUCAUCAACUCCUGUACAAAUUGGAUUUUUUACUGUCUUGUGGGGAAGCGCUUUCGUCAGCAAGCUAAGCGGAUCAUGCUCGUCUGUCUCAAGGCCAGUCGAUUUCGUUCGGAAGACACUACUGAGGUGCAGAGGAUACCACCGAAUUAUCCACCCCAGGGGAAUACAAUUGAGCAGGAGGACAAAGAUGGAGACACAUUGCUGAAACAGCCAUCUGAGGAAACAAAAUAUCAAAGAAACAAUUCUGCUGUGCACGAUAUGAAACACAUUAUGACCGGUAUUCCAAACCGAUGA
This is a messenger RNA of Dibothriocephalus latus, 1047 nucleotides long. The record is from the annotation of a GenBank genome assembly. Lineage: Eukaryota; Metazoa; Platyhelminthes; Cestoda; Diphyllobothriidea; Diphyllobothriidae.